GCAAAGCUUUUGUAUCACUGACUGUGGGAAAGUUUUGCAAUCACUGUAAGAAGGAAAUCUAGAAUCUGAAAAAAAGUGGUGGAGUGCUCAGUGCUCUACUUUGAGUAGGCUGCACUUGUGCCGUGACGUUGCUCUGGCUCCAAGCCUGCAAGCCCUUGGGCACAGGAAAGCAACAGCCUGACACAGAAGUGACACAAAUUCUGUAUUCUCUUUAUGUUUAAGGUACACUAUUAGGCUGGCAGCAUAAAAUUAAUUGUGAAAAAGAAAACCACAUCACUGAUUUAAAUACUGUUUAUUUAUCAGAGUCAGAUAUUUUGCAAAGUUAAUCAUCAUCAAAAUACAAAUCAAUAAAGGAUGUAUUUGCUUUAGAGAACUCUGUCUUUCCGGUAACAUCUUGUAAAGAUUGGGGAAGGUCUACAUAUCAAUUUAAAGGAGGAAAACCAUGGAUGGGAGAAUCACUGCUGGCCAACUUAAAGACAAGCCACCAUUCACGGACAACAAUGGCAGAAAAGUUCUUGCCAAGCACGUGUGCCAUAAUUGCUCAAAGUUAAAGAUAUUUCUUGGAGCUCUAGCUUUUUCCUUUUUUGCCAAAGGAUUUUCUGGAAGUUAUAUGAAGAGUAUGUCCAGUCAAAUUGAAAGGAGAUUUGAAAUUUCCUCAUCAAUUGUUGGCAUCAUUGAUGGUAGCUUUGAGAUAGGUAACCUAAUGGUAAUGCUAUUGGUGAGUUACCUUGGGCCAAAAGUCCAUCGACCAAAAUUAAUUGCUGUUGGAUGUCUCAUUAUGUCACUUGGAGCAUUUUUAUCAGUGAUGCCUCAAUUCCUAAUGGGACGUUAUAAUUAUGAAAGGAUAACCGUUACUGUGGACAACUCUUCUACAAGUUUAUCAGCUUGCUCCCCAGCACUGCCUGUGGACCAUCCAGUUUUAGUUGUUACAGAAACACCAAGAGAAGAAGUGAAACAUUCAGGAUGUGAGAAAACAUCAAGUUCCUAUCUGUGGCUCUUUGUGUUGAUGGGAAACCUUUUACGUGGAAUUGGGGAAGCACCAGUUAUGCCACUGGGGGUUUCAUACAUUGAUGAUUUUUCUAAAGAAGAAAACUCAGCAUUUUACAUAGGCGUGGUAAGAUCUGCAGGGAUGUUUGGGCCAACCCUGGGCUUCCUGCUGGGAUCUUUCUGUGCCAACCUGUGGGUUGAUAUUGGCAUUGUGGAUAUUGAUGCCAUCAGCAUAAAUCCUAAGGACACUCGUUGGGUUGGUGCCUGGUGGCUUGGAUUAUUGAUAUGUGGAGCAGUCAGCUUCAUAGCUUCUUUGCCUUUCUGGUUCCUGCCUUACUCCUUGCCAAAAGAAGGAGAAGACGAAAAUCAGAAGAUUAGUCAUUUGUCUAUGGCUUUUCAGGGAGAGCAUUGUAAAAUAGAUCCCCCAGUACAGCCACAGUUAAAGUUCUCUGAGGCAGUAAAAGAUUUCCUACCAACUUUGAAGAAGCUGUUUGGAAACCCAAUUUUCCUGGUGUAUGUGCUCCUCACUAUUUUGCAAUAUAAUUCACUUGUUGGCUUGAUAACCUAUGAGACCAAGUUUAUGGAGCAGCAAUUCAAUGUGUCAGUGGCAAGAGCCAUCUUUCUAAUUGGUGUGAUACUUUUACCUAUCACAAUCUUGGGGAUGUUUCUAGGGGGAUUUCUGAUUAAGAAAUUCAAGCUGCAAGUAACUGGAAUGGCAAAGUUUGCAUCCAUCACCUUUAUACUAGCCUUUCUGUUAAAUCUCUUGUACUUCACAUGCAGCUGUGAGGUGCUCCAAGUGGCUGGAUUGACAGUGCCGUUCUCUGGAUCAAAAAUCUCCUCACCCCAAAACAGCUUCAUAGCCAGUUGUAAUGCUGACUGCAGGUGCAAGACGAAUCAAUGGGAUCCUGUAUGUGGGGACAAUGGAAUCACUUACACAACUGCCUGCUUUGCAGGGUGUAAAUCAUCAACUGGAGUUGGAAAGGAUAUGGUGUUUCACAAUUGCAGCUGUGUGGAAGGACAAGGGCAUGGACUUGGCAAUUCCUCUGCAGUUUUGGGACAAUGCCAAAGAGAAAGCUGUACCAAAACAUUUCCCUAUUUUUUAGCAUUACAGGCCACAUGUGCAUUUAUUUUAUGCUUAGGAGGCACUCCUACAUAUAUGAUAAUGUUUAGAUCUGUUUCACCGGACUUGAAAUCUUUUGCUGUGGGAAUUGAAACUCUAGGUGGUAGAGUACUAGGAGGACUCCCAGCUCCUAUUUAUUUUGGUGCCUUAAUAGAUGAGACCUGCUUGAAGUGGGGAACAAAAAGCUGCGGGGGAUCUGGGUCUUGUCGAGUAUAUGACACAAAAGCAUUCAGGAACAUCUAUCUUGGACUUAUCGCUGGACUACGGGCAGGAUGCUGUUUCUUAUAUAUAGUGCUCUAUGUUUUAAUAAUGAAACGUUUCAAACCAGACAGCAAAGAGAUGAAAGAUACUAAAAAUACAGAAAAUCCAACCAGUAAAGAAACAGUUAAUACCAACAAAAAGGAAACUCUGCCUGGUACAAGAAUUUCAGAGGAAGGUGAAGAAACUUCUAUGUAAAAAAAGAAAGGCCUUUUCUGACUCUGCCUGUGUGCCAGGUUUUCUAAGCACAACAGAAGUUUUAUUCACAGCUAGUUUACAAUUUGGGUUUACAAUUUUGGUUCAAAGAAAUUUUUUUGGCUUUUAAUUUACUUUAUCAUAUCCUUUUCACUUCUCUAUCCGAAACAAUAGAAGAAAAAGGAAAAAAGCGUUUUCUGAUUUGGGGAAACUCUCAAACCUCCUUACUCCGAUUUUCUUUCUAUACCAACUAUAAGACUGGCCAAAAUUUUUCAGAUGUCAUGGUUUUGAAUACAAUCAAGAAAUUAAAAGGAGAAAUCUACAAUAAUAAGGUUCUUUCCUGUUUUUAACCACCUUUAUUUUGAGUCUUCUUUCAUUGUAUCUAGUCCCAUUCUUCUAAAUGGCUAAUCAAGUUAUAUUUGCCCUGAUGGAUUUAUACAGUUAUAGUUGCUUUGAUGGAUUUUGCUGCUUGGUUGAUGAUCCUUGUUACGGACUUGGUCCCACAGCCCGUGCUCAGGUGAGAACUCCCCAGGAACAUCAGUGAACACUUUCCGUAAAGGAAAGUGAUAUCAGUAGUUAGCUCAAAACAAACAAGCAUUCAAAAUGAAUUGAAAACAAAAGAAAAUAUUGUAUUAAUUUUGCAAAAUAUCUGAAAAGAAUUGGGGUUGAAUUAAAUUACUCUGAACUGAUCCAGUAAAUUGAUAUAUGCCAAUGUUAAAUUUUGUUGUUUUGCUUUGCCUUUUUUUUUUUUUUUUUUGUAUUGGCAGAUUUAUCCUAAUGACACAGUACAUAGAUGUGUAUCCUAAUGGCCAUAUGUACAUAGACUUUCUGAAUUUUUUUGAGGAACCAUCUGUAAGCAUUGAAAUACACUGCUGAAAAUUUCAAAUUUCA
Messenger RNA from Nothoprocta perdicaria, 3451 nucleotides. RefSeq names its product solute carrier organic anion transporter family member 1C1-like. The record is from RefSeq and is a predicted model, not a curated record. Gene Ontology annotation, biological process: transmembrane transport; sodium-independent organic anion transport; bile acid and bile salt transport. NCBI's taxonomy places the organism in Eukaryota, Metazoa, Chordata, Aves, Tinamiformes, Tinamidae. Gene Ontology annotation, molecular function: bile acid transmembrane transporter activity; protein binding. Gene Ontology annotation, cellular component: membrane. The transcript has 16 exons. Bases 443 to 2563 code for a protein of 706 amino acids.